Molecule: messenger RNA, 5822 nt
Organism: Mesocricetus auratus (golden hamster)
Lineage: Eukaryota; Metazoa; Chordata; Mammalia; Rodentia; Cricetidae
Gene: Yy1
Product: YY1 transcription factor
Exons: 5
Coding region: 97-1350 (417 amino acids)
Biological process (GO): regulation of transcription by RNA polymerase II
Cellular component (GO): transcription regulator complex; PcG protein complex
Molecular function (GO): RNA polymerase II cis-regulatory region sequence-specific DNA binding; DNA-binding transcription factor activity, RNA polymerase II-specific
Source: RefSeq, a predicted model, not a curated record
CCUUCCUUCCCCACGGCCGGCCGCCUCCUCGCCCGCCCGCCCUCCCGCAGCCCAGGAGCCGAGGCUGCCGCGGCCGUGGCGGCGGAGCCCUCAGCCAUGGCCUCGGGCGACACCCUCUACAUCGCCACGGACGGCUCCGAGAUGCCCGCCGAGAUCGUGGAGCUGCACGAGAUCGAGGUGGAGACCAUCCCGGUGGAGACCAUCGAGACCACGGUGGUGGGCGAGGAGGAGGAGGAGGACGAGGACGACGAGGACGGCGGCGGGGGCGACCACGGCGGCGGCGGCGGCGGCGUUGGCCACGGGCACGCCGGCCACCACCACCACCACCACCACCACCACCACCACCACCACCCGCCCAUGAUCGCCCUGCAGCCGCUCGUCACCGACGACCCGACCCAGGUGCACCACCACCAGGAGGUGAUCCUGGUGCAGACGCGCGAGGAGGUGGUGGGUGGCGACGACUCGGACGGGCUGCGCGCCGAGGACGGGUUCGAGGACCAGAUCCUCAUCCCGGUGCCCGCGCCGGCCGGCGGCGACGACGACUACAUCGAGCAGACGCUGGUCACCGUGGCGGCGGCCGGCAAGAGCGGCGGCGGCUCGUCGUCGGGCGGCGGCCGCGUCAAGAAGGGCGGCGGCAAGAAGAGCGCCAAGAAGAGUUACCUGGGCGGCGGGGCCGGCGCGGCGGGCGGCGGCGGCGCCGACCCGGGCAACAAGAAGUGGGAGCAGAAGCAGGUGCAGAUCAAGACCCUGGAGGGCGAGUUCUCCGUCACCAUGUGGUCCUCGGAUGAAAAAAAAGAUAUUGACCAUGAAACAGUGGUUGAAGAGCAGAUCAUUGGAGAGAACUCACCUCCUGAUUAUUCUGAAUAUAUGACAGGCAAGAAACUCCCUCCUGGAGGGAUACCUGGCAUUGACCUCUCAGACCCCAAGCAAUUGGCAGAAUUUGCUAGAAUGAAGCCAAGGAAAAUUAAAGAAGAUGAUGCUCCAAGAACAAUAGCUUGCCCUCAUAAAGGCUGCACAAAGAUGUUCAGGGAUAACUCUGCUAUGAGAAAGCAUCUGCACACCCACGGUCCCAGAGUCCACGUCUGUGCAGAAUGUGGCAAAGCGUUCGUUGAGAGCUCAAAGCUAAAACGACACCAGCUGGUUCAUACUGGAGAGAAGCCCUUUCAGUGCACAUUCGAAGGCUGUGGGAAGCGCUUUUCACUGGACUUCAAUUUGCGCACGCACGUGCGAAUCCAUACCGGAGACAGGCCCUAUGUGUGCCCCUUCGACGGUUGUAAUAAGAAGUUUGCUCAGUCAACUAACCUGAAAUCUCACAUCUUAACACAUGCUAAAGCCAAAAACAACCAGUGAAAAGAAGAGAGAAGACCCUUCUCGACCACGGGAAGCAUCUUCAGGAGUAUGAUUGGGAAUAAAUAUGCCUCUCCUUUGUAUAUUAUUUCUAGGAAGAAUUUUAAAAAUGAAUCCUACACACCUAAGGGACAUGUUUUGAUAAAGUAGUAAAAAUUUAAAAAAUACUUUAAUAAGAUGACAUUGCUAAGAUGCUCUAUCUUGCUCUGUAAUCUCGUUUCAAAAACAAGGUGUUUUUGUAAAGUAUGGUCCCAAUAGGAGGACAGUUCAUGAACUUCGCAUCAAAAGACAAUUCUUUAUACAACAGUGCUAAAAAUGAGACUUCUUUUCACAUUCUUAUAAAUAUGAAGCUCACCUGUUGCUUACAAUUUUUUUAAUUUUGUAUUUUCCAAGUGUGCAUAUUGUACACUUUUUGGGGAUAUGCUUAGUAAUGCUGUGUGAUUUUUCUGGAGGUUGAUAACUUUGCUUGCGGUAGAUUUUCUUUAAAAGAAUGGGCAGUUACAUGCAUACUUCAAAAGUAUUUUCCUGUACAAAAAAAAAAGUUAUAUAGGUUUUGUUUGCUAUCUUAAUUUUGGUUGUAUUCUUUGAUGUUAACACAUUUUGUAUAAUUGUAUCGUAUAGCUGUAUUGAAUCAUGUAGUAUCAAAUAUUAGAUGUGAUUUAAUAGUGUUAAUCAAUUUAAACCCAUUUUAGUCACUUUUUUUUUCCAAAAAAAAAAAAAUACUGCCAGAUGCUGAUGUUCAGUGUAAUUUCUUUGCCUGUUCAGUUACAGAAAGUGGUGCUCAGUUGUAGAAUGUAUUGUACCUUUUAACACCUGAUGUGUACAUCCCGUGUAACAGAAAGGGCAACAAUAAAAUAGCGAUCCUAAAGAAAGAUUAUGGCAGAAAGAGAUCUGUAAGCACAGCCUUAUUUUCUUCUGUUGUCCAGAAUACUUAUAAUUCUUGAGCCUCCCAGAAAUUGGAAGCUAAAUAAAGCAACUCGAGUUUCCUUUAUUUUGCACUCAGUGACAGUGACUGUGAUGAGAUCCGUGCAUGGACACUUAAUAUUUCCUACACGCCCUGAACUCUGAAAGAGUAGGCAGUAGGCGCCCCAAGCUAAGGAAGUACCUCAGAGUACAGCAGAUGGCCCAUGGCUACCAGGGUUGCCCUUGACAUCCUGGUGCGUGCGGGAGUGGUGCGUGUGGUAGGUAGGGCCUGAUGCUUUCUGGAGGGAAGGCACCAACUGGCAGUGCGUGCACUCAGGGAGGACGGGCCUGCCUUCUCAUCACUCAGGCUGCCUGCAAGGGCAGUGGCUCCUUGGCUUGUCCAAUAGGAAAUCCAGCGCAGUCCUUAUUAGAUGCUAGCAGAUGUAGCAAUUGAGUGCCAGUAGCUGUUUAAUGCUUGUAAGCACACUAAGUGCAGAGCGGCAAGGCGAUUAGAUUAUUAGAAAGUUGUACUCAGUGAGUACUUGACUUGUCAUGUUGUGACCUCUUCAAUGUAUAAUUUUUGGAUUUUACUUAGAGUCAAAUACCAGACUUGUUAAAUAUUUUAUAAACUGCCGUGAUACAUCAAAAUCUCAUUUAUUCAAAAUGCAAACCUAACUGUCUGUCUUUCUGUGCUGAAUGCUUAACUACAAGGUAAAUGACAAACCAAUACCAGAUCUAGUCACAAAGAGGCCGGGAGACUAACACAUAGCCCAAUUUCUUACGGCCUCACCAGGAGGAUUGGUGACCUAGAAACAGUGACCCUGUGGCUCUGUGGAAUUUUGAAGUGCCUUCUGAACCAUAAAUGAAAAUCGUAACCUGGGACACUUGUUUUUAUUCGUCCAGAAUCUGUUAUCCAAUGAGUAGUUGACGGCACUGUGCUCAUCAGCAGACCCAGCUGUGCUUGGAUGACAGGAGAGAGGUAAGCAAGUGCCCCGUGUGGUUCUCUGCCAGGCCCGGGCAGAAGCGCCCAGGCCUUUGCUCCCUACCAUCAGGCUGAGCUUUCCCAAAUGCCCUGCAGCAGGAGUCCAGAGCCACGCUGCCCUCCCUCACCCAGUGUCCUGCCACCCUUGAGUCUGGCCCUGGCACCUCCUCAAGACCCUUGCCCAAGGCUCCACAGCAGAGCAGAUCUGUGCUGUGGGAAGGCCUGCCAGCCACCCGGAGAGUCGGGCCUGUGUAUGGAGUGAGGCCUCAUCCUCUGUGCCUUGAUUCCUUGGGAGAUGCCCUUGGCCAUCUCUUUUUUGUCCCUUCCUGUCUGAGUGGAACAGUCAUCGUCUUCGCCCUUUCUGUGUUAGCCUUAUCUUGUCAGUGUGCAGUUAACUUCUGUUAGGAGUUCAUUUGGGGUUCAAAGACAGCUUGGUAUGCAGGUCCUUGCUGACUGCAAUUUGGGCUUAGGACAACAGCAUAGGGAACUAACAUGAGUGGCAGUGGCCAGAGGAAAGCUGCUUCUCUCAUUGGCUUUGGUUUGACUUAAACCCAUUUUGCUUGUUAGAACCUAUUAUUUUGUUAUAGAUGUAAUUUACUAAAAUUUGAAAUGCCGUUCUAACAGUGAGUCCAUUGUCUAGAGAACUGAUCUGAUUUAUAAGUAAUACUGAUAGACCUAUUUUCUUACAUCUGAGCAGAAAUAAAUGCAUGUUUUUAGCAAAUGUAAUGUAAAAACUCCAGAGGAUAAGUUUACACCUAAUAAGAUGUUGUUUUCUAUUUUUGAAUUUGUUACUUGCCCCUCUUUGGUAGUGGGGUUGGGGGCAUAUUAUCUAUACAGAGCUGUCACUCCAGAGUGACGUUUAUUUCCCACAGAGAUGCUGAACUCCGCCGUGCUGGUCCCAUGCGAUGUGUGUACUUUGCCCAGACUCCAGGCCGGAGGAGCUGAGGAAAACCCAAGACUUUUUUUCCCUAUUUGGUUUCCAUGCACAGGUUCUUCUGAAUGCCACUUGUUUUGCUAAGUUUGGGACUGUAAGACCCUUUGAGGGAAUGAUGUGUGCAAUGCUUGCCUGUAUUUCUAGGCAGAGUUGUACUUAUGUCUUCACAGAAAUAAGAACCUACUGUCAGUGAGGUGUGCGGUGCUCCAGGGGUUACGGUGCUGGCCUGGCUUAGCACCCACCCGCCUUCCACUCUGCAGGACUCACCUGUGGUAUAACCUCAGAUCACUCACACUAGAAUGUGUAUGUCUAUGACCCAGGAAAUCUUGCCCCUAAUUUCACCCACUCUCCACCACAGGCAGAGAGACCUGACUGCUUCUACCUUUCCUCUGUGCUCCACAAUUGGCAUGAUUCUGUCAGUCUGCAGUGUUCGUGUUUAUUCUCUCAACAUCUAGCCUACAGCAAGAGCAGGGACUUCAGGGGUCAGGAAAAGGGGUGAGCAGAGUUGCCAGUAGAUGCCAUGACUACUAAAAAGGCUUUGUCCUUGCAGUCCCUUGGUGUCAGUGUGACUUCAGCACCUCUUCAAAGUCCAGGCCUAGCAGGACCUGGCAGGUGCACUCCACCCAAGAUUCCAGCUGACUCUAGAAGUCAGAACUCUGAGGCAUAUUGCUCGCUUGCAGCUCUGAGUGAACACCUUCAUCCUGCUCUUUGGCUGGUCAGAACAAAAGGUACUUACUUCAUGCUUCGAAUCACUCACCUCCCAGCAGCAUUGACUGGACAGACUGGUUGGGUCUCCAAAGUGCUGACCUCUUCCUCCACUUGUCGGUUUUCUCAGGGUGUGCUUAAGUACAGGCCCUUUGGAUGGGAGUGGCACCAGGCGGGAGAGGAUAGGUGUGUGGCUAAGAGGCUUCCUGGCAUCGUCUUUGGGCCUAAUUGGUCUGUAUCGUGCCAGGAAGGUCAUCCUCUAGCUGGACAUUAUUUAGACUUUAUAGGAAGGGUGAGUGGCAGUUGUGAACAAAUGUUACUCUGUUCCUUAUAAAGGGAGAAUUGGAGCUUGAAUGUUGGCAGCAGGUCAUUAGGCAGGUGCACCUCACACAGGCAAGUACAAGGUAUGCCCAGCCAACAUUCUGGAGUCCAUUGAGGGAAGGGGAUGUAUUAAUUGGCGGCAGGUUUGAUGACACUAUUUAAGGCCACUCAUACACCCUAAGAAAUGACAUUGGGGAUGGGUGACUUUGCCGGGUUGUCUACCUCCCUGCCUGGGGCCACAUGGUGUCCACAUACAUAGCAUAAUGGAGGGGAGAAGGCGUCAGUACCAGAGUCACCUCUUUGAUAAUGCCAGCAGCUAGCAUUAGACUGAUGUCUUCAAAUGACAAGAAAAGCUGUGUUUUCAUUUUCUGGGAACUCCUAUAGGCCCUGGCUCAAGGACUUUGCAUUGUGUGUCAUGUACAUCUUUUUAAGUGUUCUUUGCUGUUCUGGAAUUGUCCUUGGUUUUUCCUUAGCUCAUAGAUCAUAGACACAGAAAUAUUAUAGUAUUUAAAGCAUUCGCAUCAAGCAUCAGAUGGCUUCGCAUCCAGGAAAACAUGAUUACUCAGUUUGAAGCACCAAGCAUGUGUAACAUGGCUCUAUACAAUACAAUAAACGCUAAUGUUAAGCUUU